AUGGACGACUUCUACCGCGCCAUGCACGCACAGCUGCGCGACAUGAGGGUGGAGGUGCCCUAUCCCACUUACCGCGCGUGUACGGUGACGCCAUGCAGCAACUCCCACCCUCUCGAGGCGCCUGACAAUCAAAGAACUUGGAAAUCAAAAUGGAGGGCACUGGAUGGCGAGGAGGCUAUAAAUCAGUUUCGAAGCCUAGAGAACUUCCCGAAGCCGCCACUAAGACUACCGAUAACACACGACGGGGACGAGCGAUCAUUGAGCGCAGGUUACUGGUUGACCGAUGGCGCUAUGGCCUACCAAAUCAUGGCUGGAGGGUACCUGUAA
Messenger RNA from Verticillium dahliae VdLs.17, 327 nucleotides. RefSeq lists its product as uncharacterized. The coding region runs from base 1 to 327 and encodes 108 amino acids. The transcript has a single exon. Lineage: Eukaryota; Fungi; Ascomycota; Sordariomycetes; Glomerellales; Plectosphaerellaceae. The record is from RefSeq and is a predicted model, not a curated record.